AUGGCGGGGCGGGGCGCACGAGGUGCUUCUCGCGGGACGGAAGCGCAGGGCGCGGCUCUGCAGCGGGCGCUUGGGCUGCUGUGCGGGCGGUUGGCGGCGGUGGGGGCGUCGACGGCGACGCCCGAGGUGCUGGUCGCGGCGCACCGGGGCGUGCGGGCCGCGGGAGAGGGCCUGUGGCGCGUCCUGCACGACGUGAGCCUCGCGCGCCUUGCUGGGUUCCCGCAGCACGAUCCCAAGGCGCUCGCGAGGUUUUGGGCGAAUGCCGAGCUCGAGGGCUACGUCGGCGUCCCUUACGCGGCGAAGCAGGUGGCAGCUCAUUACGUCAACGCGUGGGGAUACCCGGGGCCGCGCAUCAGCCCCGGACCGCCCCCGGAAGACGACGACGGUGCUGCGGCGAGCCCGCGCGCAGCCGAAACGGCCGCGCCGUCGACCCCUCAGGAGCUCCUCGCGGCGCUGAUCUUCCUCGUCGACCUCGCAGGCCUCCUCGGCACCGGCCCGGCCCUCUACGACCCCGUCAGCUCCGCGUCCGAGCCACUCCCGCCAUGGCCGUGCACACUCGAGACGACGCCCGCGGCGCUGAGCGCCGCGCUCGACGCCGCGGAGGACGCCGACCGCUUCGCUCAGCAAUGCCGCGCGCCCGUGGACGCCAGCGACUGGGCCGGCGUCGAGGCGCUCGCGCACCGGGCGAUAUUCCUGCACACGCGCACGCGGGCCGCGAUGUCCGCGCUGGGCGCCGCCGUGGCGUGCCGCGCGACGAGGAUCGCGGAGGUAGCCGAGGCGACCGCGCACGGGCGCCACAUGACCCCCUACGAGCUGCACGUGACGCUGAGCCGGGGCAGCGCGGAGCGGCACCAGGCGGCGUUGGAGGCGGCCACCGCGACGCUGUCGGCGGCGGCGGCGCGGGAGGAGGCGGCGGCGGUGCUGAACGCGUGGGCCGCGGCCGGGCUGGGCGCGACGGGGCGGGAUCUCGCGCGGUGUGCGCGCGAUGCGGUGUCAGCGAGGGGGGGGGGUGUCGGGGGCGUGAUUGGCGCCGCGGAGGCCGCGGCGCGCAUCGCAGCGCUCGAGGACCGAUGCGAGGCACUGCUUCAAGAGGCAGCGUUAGACGACUCCGGCACCGUCGCCGACACAGUUCCGCCGCUCUCGGCGUUCCUGCGCGCCGCCGCGGCCGUCCGGCGCCUCCCGCGCGAUCCGGUACCCAUGGACGCGCCGUGCGGCGCGGAGGACGCGGACGUCGCGGCCCUGCCGGCGGACGUGCAGCGCUGCAUCACCGGCGCGCUCGCGGCGCGGGGUGCGGCCAGCGACGGCGCGGCCGCGGCGCAGAAGGAGCGGCGCGUGGUGCGGUAUACGGUGGGGCAGGUGCCGGGGGGCGGGGUGCCGCUGGAGGGCGGCGAGCGGCCGUGGGCGGUCAGUCAUGAGGAGGGGGCGACGGCGGCGCUGCGCGUGCGAGACGAGGUGACGGCGGCGUCGCGCGAGCUCGCGGCGGCGCGGGCGGCGCUGACGCGGAGGGUCGAGGAGAUCGCGCGGACGAUCGGGACGGACGUGCGGUUCGUUGGCGUCCGGUGA
Molecule: messenger RNA, 1563 nt
Organism: Pedinophyceae sp. YPF-701
Lineage: Eukaryota; Viridiplantae; Chlorophyta; Pedinophyceae
Source: the annotation of a GenBank genome assembly